AUGAAGAUUGAAGAUAUUCGCGAGGCGUUGAAACUUAAAAUCAGUAAAGAGCGAGUGGGAGCUGAGCUGGAAAAGAUGUUGCGCGGCCCCGAUCCUCGUGGUGCAUUGGAGCUCAUCGACCGACUCCAACUGUUCCCCACUAUCUUCGCUAAUCAUCAGGAUGAGGUCAAGGCUGAUACAUCAACAUGGCCAUUUGCCUACAAUACCAUGGCACGAUUGCUGCAUCCUGAGGCUGGUGAUAGCGAAGAGGUUCAAGCAGUCACUAAGCGCGUUCGGGAUAUUCUAUUCCGAGACGAGACUACCAUAUACUAUGCCUGGAUGAUUGCGACCUUUGCUCCCUGGACUUCUAUCCCCGGUCGUACUGGAAAAGGAACCAAACCCUUGCCUCCGCGAGCGGUUGAGGUUGGAAGAGAUAGCCUUCGUACUGACAACAAGACCCUCAAUGCCCUGCGCGCUUCUGCUCUGCAUUACAAGGAAGCAAUUGCCACCAAAAAUGCACUUCUUGCCAACGAGAUCAGUGGAACACCGGCAGAAAUCCGACAGCACAUUGGAUUGCAACUACGGUCGUGGAACAAGGAUUGGAAGCUUUGCAUUCUCCUGGCUAUCAUGCAAGAAGCCAUGGCGCUUCGUGAGUUCGCAGAAGUCUUCCGCGAAUACGAUCAGUUCCUUGCGUACAUUGUAGAAAGCGAUCUCGAGGACGUUUGUGACCUCAAGCCCAUUGUAAACGGCGACGAAAUUUUGAAAAGUCUGGGGGCCAAAAAGGGACCCUGGAUGUCCAAGGCAAUUAAUAUGGCCAUGGAAUGGCAACUUCUUCAUCCUGAUAUCACAGAGAAGGAAAAAGUGCUGGAGGAGAUCGUGGGUCGACGAGCAGAAUUAAAGUGA
Molecule: messenger RNA, 882 nt
Organism: Penicillium coprophilum
Lineage: Eukaryota; Fungi; Ascomycota; Eurotiomycetes; Eurotiales; Aspergillaceae
Exons: 3
Coding region: 1-882 (293 amino acids)
Biological process (GO): tRNA 3'-terminal CCA addition
Molecular function (GO): ATP:3'-cytidine-cytidine-tRNA adenylyltransferase activity
Source: RefSeq, a predicted model, not a curated record